UCUCACUCGAAGAUGUGAAGUGGGAAAUCUUACAAGAAGAUUUCCGCCGUCGCGAAUUGGCGGGUCCCGAUGGUGCCGGAGUUGCAAGCAUGGGCCGUGGGCACGGCCGUGGAAGGGGCAGAGGGCGAGGAGGAAGAUUUGGCAGUAGUAACUUCAAUGGAGGCCGUGAGGAGCUUCAUGGUGGUUUAUGUGGAUGACAUCCUCAUAUUCUCACCCUCCUCUGAUCUUGUGAAGGAGGUGAUGCUGAAGCUUCAAGACAAGUUCAAGUGCAAGACCCUUGGUGACGUCAACUACUACCUUGGGCUUCACAUUGAGCGAGAUGUGGAGAAGCGAUGGAUGCGACCUGCUGAUAUGAUGACCAAGAGGCUGGUCGAGCAGCAGCAUUGGAAGUGUUGCAAGCUUGCUGGGAUGGCUCUGAACUAAGGGGAGCAGAUUCUAAGGCCAACAAUCCGAGGGGGAGUUUGUUGGUGCAACCCUAUGGCUUGCACUCGGCUUGUCGUCCUUGUUUGUGUGUGUGCAUGCAUGGCAUGGAAUGAAUUGUGAGUCUAUGU
This is a messenger RNA of Closterium sp. NIES-67, 551 nucleotides long. NCBI's taxonomy places the organism in Eukaryota, Viridiplantae, Streptophyta, Zygnematophyceae, Desmidiales, Closteriaceae. The record is from the annotation of a GenBank genome assembly.